AAUCUCAAAAACCUAAUCUUCAUUUUCCAUCUUCGAGCCGUCUCAGAGGAGAGAGGAAGCGAGAAACCCUAAAAUGAAGUACAAUCCUCGCGUCUCCUUCUCUCGGCGCAAGAACCGGAAGGCCCAUUUCACGGCGCCGUCAAGCGUCCGCCGCAUCCUAAUGAGCGCGCCACUCUCCUCCGACCUCCGGUCCAAAUACAAUGUCCGCUCCAUGCCGGUUCGCAAGGACGACGAGGUCCAAGUCGUCCGCGGAACCUACAAAGGCCGUGAAGGGAAAGUGGUUCAGGUUUACCGUCGCAAAUGGGUCAUCCACAUUGAGCGAAUCACUCGUGAGAAAGUUAAUGGGUCCACCGUUAAUGUGGGAAUCAACCCUUCGAAGGUUGUGAUCACGAAGCUGAGGCUGGAUAAGGAUCGGAAGAGUUUGUUGGAUCGGAAGGCCAAAGGAAGGGCAGCGGCCGAUAAGGAUAAGGGUACUAAGUUUACAGCUGAGGAUAUUAUGCAGAGCGUUGACUGAGUGAGAGGUUUUUAGGGUUUUGUUGGAAUUUCUAAAGUGGUUUUUUUUUUAAUUUAUAAUGUCAUUUGGGAUUUUUAGACUUUAUUGUCAACUUUGUGAUGGCUUAAUGUUAUGUUUUAAUUUCUGUGACAAUGGUGGUCUUCUUUUUCUUGGGUGUUUCUAUUUUAUUUUGUUGUGUGUUUUUUCUUUUAAAUUUUGUGUUUAGAAUUGAGGUGAUGAAAUGAUUGAAGGGAAGUUAUGUGCUUGAA
Molecule: messenger RNA, 762 nt
Organism: Theobroma umbraticum
Lineage: Eukaryota; Viridiplantae; Streptophyta; Magnoliopsida; Malvales; Malvaceae
Product: large ribosomal subunit protein uL24z
Biological process (GO): translation
Cellular component (GO): large ribosomal subunit; ribosome
Molecular function (GO): structural constituent of ribosome; RNA binding
Source: RefSeq, a predicted model, not a curated record